GUGAUAAAGCUACACGGGGAACGAAAAAAUACUUUUUUACGGUAACUGGAUUUUUUUUACCAUGAAAAUUAAUUUCGCGCUUGCAGCGAGCUGACCUUUCCACAUCACCGCUGACCAUCAAUUCCGAGAGACUGAAAAUAUUGGAGUUUAGCAAGCCAUUCAUGCAGUUCACAAUGAGUUUAAUCACCAAGAAACUGCACACUAAUGAUGAUGACCUGACUACCUUUAUGCUACCCUACUCCACUGAGGUCUGGCUGCUCACGCUCAUGUGUCUUCUGUUGGUGGCAGUGUUAAUGUACUUGGUAAAUUUCUUCAGCCCAUAUGGUCAUCGAUCGCGUCAUAGGCACAGGCAUCACGCAGAGACUGGUGAAGAAUUCGACUUCUACAACAGUUUAUGGUUUUACCUCGCUUGCAUGUUACAGCAAGGAGCGGAUCAGACGCCAAAAUCAUUUUCAGGUGACUUUUAACAUUCGGUACACCGGCUGAAAUACUCCCUAUAUUGCCCAUGACCUGCUGCAGAGGCAGUGCUAAGAUAGUUCAGUGCUCUCUUUGCUGUAAAGAAACCCACAGAACCUUGUAUUGGGCCUUUCCUAGGGUAGAGAAGAGACUAGGUUAACAUUAGUUCAAAAAAUUUCCUUAAACUUUCCUCAAAAUGUCAGUUGUAGUGCUGUCAAAAGAUUGCAAGGAUACACCAAUAAAAUCGACCACUCGGGUCGUUAACAGAACAAAAUGAUAGUUGAGCAGAAGAAAAAAAUCAUCCACCCCCGGUGGGACUCGAACCCACAACCUUUGAAUUAGAAGUCCAACACGCUAAUCCAUUGCGCCACGGGGGCUACACAUAUGACCGUGGAAAUAUUUUAUCUUUAUCAUAUAGUUUACAUUUUCUUUGAUAAGAAUUUAGUUUAUCCUUCUUUACGUUAGCCAUUGGUUGUUUUGUGUACUGACCAAAUGGUUGUACCUGUUAUAUGAGAAAUACCAUUUGAUCAAUUAAAAAUAAAUAAGGAAAAGAAAGCCAUUUUCUUUUGUUCCUGUUCACUGAAUU
Porites lobata is the source of this 1042-nucleotide messenger RNA. NCBI's taxonomy places the organism in Eukaryota, Metazoa, Cnidaria, Anthozoa, Scleractinia, Poritidae. The record is from the annotation of a GenBank genome assembly.